Messenger RNA from Dromaius novaehollandiae (emu), 7530 nucleotides. It is a transcript of the gene LIN28B, whose product is annotated as lin-28 homolog B. Gene Ontology annotation, cellular component: nucleus; cytoplasm. The record is from RefSeq and is a predicted model, not a curated record. The coding region runs from base 2019 to 2795 and encodes 258 amino acids. NCBI's taxonomy places the organism in Eukaryota, Metazoa, Chordata, Aves, Casuariiformes, Dromaiidae. Gene Ontology annotation, biological process: pre-miRNA processing. The transcript has 4 exons. Gene Ontology annotation, molecular function: zinc ion binding; mRNA binding.
GUUUUAUACAGUGUAUAGGAGAGUUCACCAUGAGCCAUUUCAGAGCCCAAACCUGCUUUCAUUUAAGCUGGUGACUAAUUUCUUACGGCUUUCAGUAGGAUGCAGUAAAAUACAUACCAAUUAGUUUCUCAUUUAAACUAUCUGGUUUAAAUGAGUUCAUUGAAUUAGAAUGUUCAGGCUUUUCUACGCUAAUGUCCCUUGCGGCAAGUUUUGUGUAUCGUAUUAGGAAGCUAUUUAUAACAAGUCUUUUAUAAAAAUUACAUUCCUUUGUCUCCUACCUAAUGGUCUGUUUAUGUGGCAUUUUAAAAUAGGUGAUGUUUAUAAGUAUUUUAUGAAAUGAUAAUGUUAGAAACAAAAAUAGCUUCAGUUUGUGCUGUUUUCUGCUACAGUUUUUAAAAACUACUUUCCCCCUUUGGGUCCUAACACCACUCCCCCAAGUAUUUAUUUUUAAUCCCUUCAUAAACUGAAGCGGACUACAUGUCAAAGCCAGGAACGGAUCCUUUACUGUAUGCUUGCAUAUUUCAUUAUGCUACAUAAAUAAUGCAAGUAAAUCCAAAAGAUACAAAAGCCACACAGCCACAGGUUGGCAGAACAGAGAAGCGGACACAGAGAUUGGGCUUCAAUGCUUGAAGGUGUAAAAGAAGGGUUAGGUUUAAUGCAAGGCAAAAGUCCACACGAUUCUAGUGAAUAACUUAGUUAUUACAAAAGAGAAACUGAAUCUGCCUACUAGUGUUAUUGCACUGAAAGGAGAGAUUGUACCAUCCCCUCUUCCAAUUGCUGGUGUUGUAAAGGACUGGGGAUAACUGUAGGGAAUAAGGAAGUUAGAGACAUUUGAUUCUCACUUGUCUUUGGCCAUUCAUCUUCUGGAUUUGCUCACUGCUAACAGAAUAUCCCAUUUUUAGGAAGAGAGCAGAGUAACCAGUCAGGACAUGCUCUGAAAUUGGAAAAAAACAAAUCGCAGUUUACUCUAAAAGAGAAGAAUAAGGCUUACAUCCGCAAGGAAGGAUAAUGCUGUGCGUUGUGUGCUUUGGAUGGGUUUUAAUUAAAAUAGAUUGUUCAAAAGGCAGUAGAGGGAGACAAAAGAGGACAGGCUUGUAGCAGGUGAGUUUAUGCAUGCUCCUGUCUCUUCAUCUUUCAUUUCUUAAAACAAGCUGGACAGCCUAAGUAACUAGGUUACUCUGAAAACAAAGUCUUUUGCUCCAUGCCUCUUACCGCCUGUGGUACCCUGUUUUUGCACAAUAUUUUUAUUGGCGUACAGUAAAAUUAGCCAGGUCUUGCUCAACUAAGUCAAAAGUAUACUUUCCAUCUAGCUUCAACAAAGCCACACAUCUGUAUUUUUGUGACUGAUUUGCUAUUUGAGACUGUCAUCCUUUGUAUUUAAUUUUUAAUUUGUAUUUUUAAUAAUUAUAUAUUGUAAUUUAAUUAUAAAUUCUGUUCUUAAAUCUUGUACCUGACAGAAUUGAAGUCCAGGCACUUUCCUGUUGAUACUCACAUUGGCACUGAGUUACAGUAUUUGGUAAUUUGAUCAUGAAAGAAUACUAAGAAUGACGUUCAUUGUUUUUAAGAUAAAGUAUGAUUGAUUUGGAUAACUUGCACAAUUUAAGCAUAGUAAAGGCAACAGUCACCAGUUCUUAAGUUACCUAUUGCAAUUAAAUAUUCAUAAAGGAAAAGAACACCUUCCAAUAUCCUGCAAAUCUCUGUCUUUCCCCUAUGUCGUCAUCAACUGUGUAGCUUUUAUAAGAGAUUGAUGAAAGGGGCAAUGCCUUUAAAGAGGUCUUUUUUUUCAAGAACAGACUGUUUUUUACCUUAUGUCUUGGUUAUCUAAUUGUGGUUCUGAUGACUAGGUAAGUCUCAAACAGUUAAUAAGUUUACAGGUCACUUCACAGAGUCAAAGCCCUGGCAUUUUAUGGCCUUCUAAUGAGCCGUUAAACUGGAGAAGAGGUAAUUAAAUAUGGUACUCUGGUACAAUGUACAUAGUACUGACUCCAGCUCUCUGAUUUUAGGUUCCUCAGAAGACGAUGAGGUCAUUCAAGAAGGUCUCCUCAGGCUCAGCAGGGGCGAGUAAAGGUGGAGACGAGCCCGGGAAGUUGCCGGAGCAGGAGGAAGAGGAGGAAUCCCAGGUUUUGCACGGGACAGGCCAUUGCAAAUGGUUCAAUGUGAGGAUGGGGUUCGGGUUCAUCUCCAUGAGCAAUCGAGAGGGAAGCCCCUUGGAGUCUCCAGUUGAUGUCUUUGUACACCAAAGCAAGCUUUACAUGGAAGGAUUUAGAAGCCUAAAAGAAGGAGAACCAGUGGAAUUUACUUUUAAGAAAUCUUCCAAAGGCCUUGAAUCAAUACGGGUAACAGGCCCUGGUGGGAGCCCCUGUUUAGGAAGUGAAAGACGACCCAAAGGGAAGACAGUACAAAAAAGAAAACCAAAGGGAGAUAGAUGCUACAACUGUGGUGGCCUUGAUCAUCACGCUAAAGAAUGUAGUCUACCUCCACAGCCAAAGAAGUGCCAUUACUGUCAGAGCAUCAUGCACAUGGUGGCUAACUGCCCCCAUAAAACUGUUUCACAACAGCCCACUAGUUCUCAGGGAAGACAUGAAGCUGAACCACAGCCUUCCACUUCUGCUUUCCUGAGAGAAGGGGGAGCAACGUACGGCUAUUCAUCUCCAUCGUAUUCUCAGGAGGGAAGGUCAGAGAUAUCAGAGCGUUCGGGCAGGUCACCACAAGAAGCUUCUUCAAGUAAGUUAUCUGCAUCACCUGAAGAACCAAGCAGAAAGGGGCCUUCUGUUCAGAAAAGGAAAAAAACUUAAGAGCUUUUGUCAUAACUUUCUAUUUUCUUUAUCCUCUUGGGAUGUCUACCUCAUGCAAUAGAGGGGAAAUUAUUUCAUUAUCAGUAGCUGACCUGGAAUUUUAACUACUGUUGAGGAACUGUGAAUUUUUUUUUCUUUAAUAGACAAAUCACUCCAAGCAAAAUACAUAUGAGCAGGGUGUGUUAAGUUUUACCUUCUGUAUGUGUGUAUAUGAGUGUGCACGCGCGUGUGUAUGUGUACAUAUCUAUAAAUAUAUAUAUAUAUUUUCCAUCAAACACUCUCCAACUCCCACAAUACAUUAUUGUGAAGCAAUAGAUACAGUAUCCAAAAAUGUUCCUGAACUCAUUCUUAGAAGCUAUUUUCAAACACACUCGAAAAAAACAAAUGAGAAAAUACAAGAAAUCUCUCUCACAACCACACCAAACUUGAAAAACCACACACAGACCUGAGAUCAAGACUGUUACUUUUCUUUUGAACCAAAGGAUACUUUCAUAUUUUAAAGCUGCCAUAUGGUACUAAAGAUACUAGGACAUCCCCAUAGCAUCAAUUUGAGUUAUUUUCUUUCUCAUAUCUAUGAAGUAUCAAUGCCUUUCCCCUUCUUGUGCCUGUGAAAGGCAGUGUCAUGACUAAAUAUGGCUCACACUGCCACCAUCCUUUGUUGAUGAGGAGUUUAAAGCUCCAGGAAAGACAAUGAAUGUGUGGUUUCUGUGCUGGUUUCUCAAAAUGUUUUGUUAAAUUAAUAUGGUUGUAAUUGUAAUUUAGAUGACUGUUGCAUAGGGGAGAAUGUAUAAGUUGUUACAGACCCUUUUGAGCGGUAUCAGGAUACCAUCCUGUUUAACCCUCUGUAUUCUGUGAAAGUUUAGAGGACCUUGGUGGCAGUGGCAGCAGCAGCAGCAACUUCUUUUGGUCCCAAGUAGUCCUCAUCAAUUUGAAGGGACUUACCCCUUGUUUGCUAUUGAAAGGUCAUGGAGAGAACUCCAUAGGGAUUUUGUUGUUGUUGUCUGUUUUGUUUUUUAAAGAAAAAGAAAUGCAAAGCUAAUAAGAUCCUGGGAUAAAUAAUUCUUUAAGAAUAACGGUAGAUGGGUACUUGCAGUUGCUCAGCCAGCCUCCUGUGAUGAUACAGCAUGUGUACAGUAAAGAACGAUAGGAGUCUGCUGCAGAGCAGCUUUAGUGCAGGGACCUGCAAACUUGCUAGAAGCCCUGGGCAUCACCUACUUCUUGCAAACUGGAGACUGUUGCUGGGCAGCCUUUGUCUAGUGUGUGCUGGGACCACACGCUUCUUCAUUAAAGAUGAGAAAGAUUGGUGGCCUCAGAGUGAGACUCCCUGGGCUGCAGCCCUUGCUCGGGGUUAAUGGAGUUGGAGCCUAUCAAAACUUCAAGUCAUGUUCCAUUUGUAACGUCUCAAUUACCAAGUCAUACAUAAGAUAACAUACUUUGACAAAUCCCAUUGCAGAUGUAAGUUAAUUAGAGAAACUUGUAUAAUCCUUAACAUUGGCAAUAAACAUAGGCUGUUAUAGCUUGAAAGAGUCAGGUAGGUUUAAGCUCAGAUAAUCAAGAAACAGCCUGCAUGAAAGGCUACAGUGAGCCAAAAUCCUAUCUGCGGUAACUCUUUUGUAGCCGAUAGUUACAACAGGUAGGCAGCUGGCUCAUUACGUGACCUUCCCCCUUCCCCUGCCAGAGGAGACUUUUACUGUUGCUGCUGCUGCUGCUUCAGUAAAGAGUUAGUAACCAAAUGCCUCAGUGAAGGGCACAAUUUCAAGAGAAUUAUUUUGUGUGAAUUCCUUGCCAGUGUUUGCGAGAAUCUCGAUGGUUUAUACUGAAGUUCUCAGUAUGCUAAUGCAAAGCUUACCUUUGACGAUAUUGAAUGUGAUAUAUCUAUAGAGAACUUCCUUGCCUUACGUAAGGAUAGUAAACUUAUUUAAAUUAUGUAGACAAAUCAAAGUGGCAUUGCUUAACCUUCUAGCCGGUGUAAAAACCAGGUUAAACAGCAAAGAUGCAAAACUUAGGUCACUUUGAAAAUUUAAACCAAAGUUCCUUAUAGAAAUAGGCAGUUGUGGAUUUGAAAACUGGUCAUUCCCUGUUUAUAUGUAAGAAGUUCAGAGCUGAGAUAAGAAAAUAAUUUCAACAUGCAGAAUUCAGUGGUGCUGUUUGAAAUCAUUGUGUGCACCAAAGUCAGACUGAACUGCUAAGAGCACAUACCAAACCCUAUCUUAUUGUUGAAAGCUUAAGGUUUUAUUUUUAUAUAUUAGAAUGUUAUCACUAUUACAUAACAUACUCAGGACAAAGAACUUUGCUCAGGGAAUAUACCAUGUGAUGUUGUUUUUUCUUUACAGAAUAGUCUACAGACCUGCUUACUCAGAACAAACCAAAUAGACCUUUUUAUCUCUAUAUAAGUAUUAUGUACUGAUAUUAGUAACUACCUCUGAGCUGACAUAGACCUACAUUUCUGAUAAUCAGAUCUCAGCAUUUUGUAUUAUAAGUUCCUGUGAAAUGAUAAAGUGGUAUUCUGUACUGGUUGCUUAUGUGAGCAUUUGUGUCUUUACAUUCACAGGGUCUGAGUUUUCAGAGACGCUGGGCAACCACAGCUCCCAUUGACUUCCAGUUGGAGUUUUUGGUGCUUAGCCUUUCUAGAAGGGAAGGGAGGGGGGUUGGGGGUGGAGAGGGGAAGAAAAAAAAAAACAGAAAAACAUCAAGCCACUUUGUUUACAUAGGUGACAAUAAAAUUAUUAUUCUGUUUACAGCAAAAGGCUACCUCAUAUUUACUGCAUAAACACACCUUUGUGCUGCUCUGGCCUUAAAGGUGGCUGUUGAUCUAUGGUACAUACUUUUUAUCUGUACUAAAUAUGUAACUGGUAAUUCACCACUGCAUACAUUAUGGCAAAUACUUGUUUAAGAUGAAGCAUCCAUUUGAAAUUAGGAGAAGACUCCAAACAUUUCUUUAAAAGUUUUUAUUUUUCUGUCUAAAGGAUUAUGGGCACUGUUCACAAAAAUGAAUACAUCUCGAAAAAGACAAAAACAUACAUGCCUCAGUUAAACGUAUAGUAGCAUGAGCUGUGGCAGGUAACUACUUAGCACUGGGCUGCUGUAGAAAAAUCUAAUUAUGCUCCUUCAAUAGGCUGCUCCAAAUAAGCAAAGUACCCUUUAAAGGAGGAGGCACAGACUUGAGUUUGGAAUUUUUCCUUUGCCUCUAAGGAUGAAAUUAAUAUUCUGCAGCUUGGCUGAACCUUGAUUUCGCCUAUUCACCAGCCUGUCCUUGCCAGAAUGCCUCACAAUAAAACUAGUUUGAGUAGAAAUAGUUGAAAUUUCUGCUCAGAGAGAUCUAUUUUUCUCCUAACAAUACUGGAGAUAAGGUUAAACUUGUAACAACAGUAUCUCUGCCUUCCAUCCCCUCAUCCCAAAAUACUCAAUUUGAUUUAAUCAUAAGAGACAUUGUGAGAUAUUUUUUAUUCUCCCUCAAGGAGAUUUAAUGGUAUAUACUAGACACUACAAAAAUGAGGCCAUGAGGAAGAUGUAUAUUUGGAGGAAGAGCCAAAUAACUUUUUAGGAUAGCUGAUGGUAAAUCUGGCAUUACAAUAUCAUCUGAAAUUUUUGCUUUUAGCCAGCUUUCAGGGAAUGCCAAACAAGACAUUUGGAUCUUACCUCUUCCCUUUGAAAGCCACCUUUUUCAGUUAAUUUUUCCUUUGCGCCAGUGCUGGAGUUCCUGCUUAGUCAUACUUAGUUUUGUGAAUAGAGCCCCAUAAAAAGUGUUUAUAGAUCUUGUAACAUUCUUUGUAAGAAGAAUUAUAAAAGAACAUGGGAAAUCUCAUUGAGUCUUAAAUUUAAUUUAAUUAAUUUAUCUGUAAGAAAUGUUUAUCAUAAAAAAUAUAUAUGUAUUCCCCUGUGCUAGAUAUAAAAGUAAUUGGGAAGAUAUGUACGUGUGCAGAUGCACUGAUUUUAAUUUUCUAGAAGUCUUAAUGAGAUUUGAUUAUUGUUUUAGAAACAAGCAGAGCCUUGUUAAAUGCAUCAAUCUUAUUUUGCUUAGUACAUCAACAGCCUCUUCUUUAAGAAACGUUGGUUGUGUUACCCCUGUUAUAACUGUUGACUAAUAAUAAGAGGUUGAUCUAUGAACACACAUUUCUGUUUUAUACUAAAACAAAGCUGUAAGUUAGCAGCUCUAGUAGUGUUUUUAUGAGAAUGUUGAAGAGUACCAAGGUAUUUGCUACCAUUGUCAUUAAACCAAAUGUAAGAGUAACCAGCUUUACAAAGGAUAAUGGUUUUGACUACCUCUUGGAUUACUAAAUUAAGCAACAACUGGCUGACAAACAUCACCAGACUGGCUUAAACUAGUAUGUGUUGCUUGUGGUAAUAAUAACAAUAACCAUACUAGAGACCAAAGUGAACACUGAUUUCUAUAUGUCUUUAAUACUGUGUCUUAUCUAGUGUUUUUAAAUUAUCUUCUGUAGUGUAGAUUACCUCAUUGUCCAUUUUGACUUGUAUGUUGUUUACAAGGUGAAAUAAAAGAAAAAUCACUUGAAUUUUAUGUUUUAGAAAAAAAGACAGUGAGUUGAAGUUUUGAAGGUCAUUUCACCUGUUUACUGUCUUGAGGGACUAAAGCACUGAUUGCCUUUUUACAUAUCAUGUAUUUUAUAUUCUCAUUUCAUGCCUAAUGUCUUUUUUUUUUUCCUGUCAGUCAUGGAUAUUGUGAGGUUUUAAAGAAUUACUUGAUUAAAAAUAAAACAUAUAACGUUGGCAUUUA